Messenger RNA from Scaptodrosophila lebanonensis, 2182 nucleotides. RefSeq names its product dynein regulatory complex subunit 4 (gene Gas8). Gene Ontology annotation, molecular function: microtubule binding; small GTPase binding. Gene Ontology annotation, cellular component: motile cilium; microtubule; Golgi apparatus. The record is from RefSeq and is a predicted model, not a curated record. NCBI's taxonomy places the organism in Eukaryota, Metazoa, Arthropoda, Insecta, Diptera, Drosophilidae. The transcript has 5 exons. Gene Ontology annotation, biological process: cell motility. The coding region runs from base 285 to 1724 and encodes 479 amino acids.
CAAUACACAAAAUACAUGAGAGAAAUACAAACAAAAUUUGUUUCGAACCGGGGCAGCAGCAUUUUUCCGCAUUUUUCGCACUCGAUUCGUGGCCGCCUGGCAACCGCGUCGUCAGUCGUCGUCGUUUGUCAACAAAGUUCGGAGCACAACCAAAAAGAUAUUCGACAAAAAUUAUAUACAUAUAUAAGAUAUUCAUCUAUAUAUUUUCCAUUAAUAAUACAAAUUGCACAUGAAAUUUAUUAUUAUUCCGAGCAGCAAGAACUGAGCAACAAAAGGAUUACAAAAUGCCGCCAAAGGGGAAAAAGGGGAAGAAGGGCAAAAAAAUGCCGGUUCUCAUCGACGGUGUGGACACGUCCUCCAUGACGCGCGAUCAACUUGAGGCGUUUGCGCUGCGCCUCAAGGCGGAAAUGGAUCGGGAGCGCGAGGAGCGCAACUAUUUCCAAUUGGAGCGCGACAAAAUACGCACCUUCUGGGACAUCACACGCACACAGUUGGAGGAGGUGAAGUAUGAGUUGCAGCAGAAGGAGAAGGAAAUCGAGACAGCACAGGAGCUGGCUGAUGUCGAUAUGAAGUACCUCCAGCAGCGGAUGAAGCAUCUGGCCUUCGAGAACAACAACCAUUUGGGCGAGCAACGCAUCGAGGCCAUGACGCAGCUAAAGCUGGCCCAGGAUCACCAUCGCAUGCAGGAGAGGGAGCUGUUGCGGGACAAGCGUUCGAUGAGACGCAUUCUCCGCGAGCGCAUGGAGAUAGCCGAGAUGCAGAUGCGCCAAAUGGAGGCGUAUUUCAACGAGAAGAUGCUCGACCAGCGAUUGUUCUUCGAGCAUGAGCGCAAGGACAACGAGAUGCUGCACGAGGAGCGAAUGCUGGAGCAGAAGAAGCAGUUAGAGCUGUUCUACGGCAUACAGAUGUUCGAGGAGGAGGAGCGCAAGAACCAGCAGAUCAAGAAUCUGCAACAGCACCACGAUCAGGCGUUCACAGACAUGAAGAAUUAUUAUAAUGACAUCACACUGAACAAUCUGGCGCUGAUCGGCAGCAUGAAGGAACAGUUGGAGUAUCUGCGUAGGCAGGCGGAGCGCAGCGAUCGCAUCGCCCACGAGAUGACCAUCGAGAAUCGAAAGCUGAAGGAGCCGCUGGAGCGGGCCAAGACCCAGCUGGCCGACUUGAAGCGCAAGCUGGAGUUCUAUGAGCGCGACAAGAUACAGAUGGCGCGUCUGAAGGUGCGCAACGAGAAGCUCGAUAAGCGCAUCAAGGAGCUCACUUGGGAGGCGGAGGCGCUCAUUCUGCGUAACGAGGGGCUGGCCAAGGAGCGCAAGGAGUUGAAAUUGCGCUUCAACGAGCUCAUUGUCGAGAUACAGCAAAGGGCUGGCCUCAAGAACGUCCUGCUCGAGCGCAAGCUGACGGCUUUGAUGCACGAGGACGAGAAGCGCGCAAUUAUUGUCGAGGAGACGCUCGAGAAGUGUCCGCCCAACCUAAAGCCCCAGAUGGGCCCCAUCGAUCAUCACAUACGCACUGUCGUCGACAAGAAGAACAAAAUCAUUAACGAUUUACGUUUCCAGUUGGCCAAGCUAAGCAAGAAGAAUGCCGAAAUGUAUGAGCUGUACGAGGGCAAGCUCAAGGCUCACGGCAUUCCCGUAGCCGAGCUCGGCUUCGAAUGUUUCGUCGAUCGCGAGGAUCCGGUGCGCUAUCUGUGCGGCCCAGCAGGCGUACUCACCGAUAACGCAUAAGCCAUUAUCCACCCGUUCACCCAUCCUAGAAGCUGAAGAGAGAUACCAAAACAAUGAAUAGUCGGCUAUUCGAUCGGGUUGACAUGCCAGACGAGUUGCGCAUGCGCGUUCGCUUUGAAUUUAUUUAACUUUUAUAUAUUCAUCGUGUAUAUAUGUAUAAGUAUUCCAUAUCAUAUAUGUAUAUAUAUAUAUAUAUAUCUAUAUAUAUAUGUAUAUAUGUGUAUAAUGUAUAUGUAUAAAAAAUGUUUGGAAAAGUAAAAAGGAAUCUGACACGAUGCAAACUAUAUGCAAUGCACAAAAUGUUUUGAAUAAUGUUUAAUACUAUAUCAAUCAAAUGCGCCUAUAUAGCAUAUUGCUGUCAUUUCGAUAUUCUAUUCGUUUGGUGGUUAGCCACAGAGUCGAGACCGAUUCUCUAAUUCUAAAUAUUAUCAGUAUCAUUAUCAUUAUCGCUAUCAAUA